Molecule: messenger RNA, 1143 nt
Organism: Orbilia oligospora ATCC 24927
Lineage: Eukaryota; Fungi; Ascomycota; Orbiliomycetes; Orbiliales; Orbiliaceae
Exons: 2
Coding region: 1-1143 (380 amino acids)
Source: RefSeq, a predicted model, not a curated record
AUGGUCUCCAAGGGACAGAAGAAGAUGUCCUUUAUUAAAAAGGCCAAGACAAAGGCCGCCAUCAAAUAUAAUACAGUAAUGAUUGUUGGAGUUAAAGUCUUUAUUGCCAAAUAUCUCUCCCAUCAGAAACUCAAGACUGCAGACCUCACCGGGAAACUAGCCAUAGUCACCGGAAGCAAUGUAGGAUUGGGCAAAGCAACGGCUCAGCAUCUCGCAGAGAUGGGGGCUACCGUAUACAUGGUCUGUCGCAACGUGGAAAAGGCCGAGGCAGCAAAGCAAGACAUCCUUAAGGCUGUACCAACGGCAUCCCUCCACAUUAUCCAGCUCGACACGUCGACACUGGAUAACUGUCACAAAUUUUGUGAAGACUGGGCUGCCAAUGGUGGGAAGACUAUUGACAUACUCUUCCACAAUGCUGGCAUUGGAUGUCCUCCUACCUCGGACAACCCUUUCGGCCCCGACGGCUUCGAACACAUGUAUAUGACGAACUUCCUCUCCAAUUUCAUUCUAACACAUGGCUUGGAACGAUUCUUCGCACCAGAUGCCAGUGUGGUUAUGACAUCCUCACCCGGUGUCUAUGUCGCCGACUUCUCUCAUGAUUUUGCAAAGCAGUCGACCAAGAAUUUCAUGGAACCAGGCUACAACUAUGCCAAAGCCGCCCACCCAAAGCCGGCUUAUAGCGUCGUGUAUAGCAGUGGAAAGCAGAUGCAAUUAAUGUUCGCAAAGAAUUUGAUGGCGAAGUGGAAGGCGGAAGGCAAGGGAUAUAUAGCCCAUGCUUACAACCCGGGGUAUGCUGAUUCCGACUUCUUUUCGAAGGAAGGAGUCAAGUCAGCAAAGAGGAAGGACGACCCGAUUUGGUGGCUCUUGACUACACUUAAGUCACCAAUGCCGCCCGCGGAAGGCUGUAAGACCGGAGUUAUGCUGUCAAUUGAUAAGAGUAAGAAGGUUACCGAUAAGGCAGGGCGUUUGUGGGAUAGAAUGAAGUGGAGGUCGAGCCCUGUCGACCUAUACAAUGACGACUUCCUCGAAAGGAUGUGGGAUAGAUGGUGUAUCGAUACAGGUAUCGAGUGGUCCAUGCGCCCGCAAGAAUCGACGACUGCCUCGAAAGCUAGCGUCGAUGAAUCUAUUACCGAGAAGAAAUAA